AUGGCAGCCCCCAUGACCAUGGCAACCAGCCUCCUGCUCAUGGCCCUGUGCACCUACUGCAUUGUCCCUGCAGGCUCCAUGAUCAUCCCCUCUUCCUGCUGCAUAUCCUUCAUUUCCAAGAAAAUUCCUGAGAGACAAGUGAUAAACUACCAGCUGUCCAACAGCAGUGUCUGCCCCAAGGCAGGAGUGAUCUUCACCACCAGGAAGGGCCAGAGGUUCUGUGGCAACCCCAAGUUGCUGUGAGUCCAGAGGUACAUGAAGAACUUGGAUACCAAGCAGAAGAAAGGCUCCACUAGCACCAGAGUGAUGGGUGCCAAAGUCGCUGCCCAGAGGCACCCUGCCAACAGCACCUUCAUCUAA
Molecule: messenger RNA, 360 nt
Organism: Physeter macrocephalus (sperm whale)
Lineage: Eukaryota; Metazoa; Chordata; Mammalia; Artiodactyla; Physeteridae
Gene: CCL24
Product: C-C motif chemokine ligand 24
Exons: 3
Biological process (GO): eosinophil chemotaxis; immune response
Cellular component (GO): extracellular region
Molecular function (GO): chemokine activity
Source: RefSeq, a predicted model, not a curated record